AUGGCUCCUGAGGCGCCUGAUCCUCAAAGCUUGAAGUCAUGGCACGAUGCAUUCCAAUACCCAAUUCCAACGGUCCGCCGUGUGGAACAGGAGUUGCGCCGGGACAUCGCGAGCAAUAAGGAGAAGCUCCGAGCUCUCGUAGGCACGCGAUAUCGUGACCUAGUUGGAACUGCUGAGACGAUUGUCGCCAUGAACAGAGACAUUCAAGAUGUGGAGUCCAUUCUGGCCGAUGUUGGACGCCGGUGCAACCCACGACUUAUAGAAAGGAGACAUGUUCAUGUCCGGCAAAUAAAGUCCGGUGACGCCGAGAAAGAUGCAGAGAAGCACUCAUUUGGAGCGCAGCUUUCUCUCCUUCACCGUUGUACAACCUCUGCCAGCCGGCUUUUGCGACGACGCAGCUCGCUUUUGUUGGUUGCGAAGAUUCUAGUUGUUUCUCGAUCAUUACACAAGGCAUUAUCGCAACAUGAAUCACUCCCUCCAUUCAUUCAUGAUCUCCGGAAUCAGCUAGCCUCCCUCUGGCGAAUACUCUUCAAACGGAUUGAUAAACGCCUUGCCUCUACAAACGCCACAGACGAUACUAUCAUUGAAUCAUUGGCCGCCUACUGCCUUGCAACGAGCUCGUCUUCCGAUGAUGCGAUUGAUCAUUUUCACCAAGUGCGCCUGGACGUUAUUGUCAGCCAGUUGGAUGUGUCUAGUGAGAACAUUCCUAAAGCCCUCCAGCUGUUUGUUCAGACCCUUCAGGCCUCAAAGGUCUUGCGAUCCCGUCAAUUCCCAGAUGUGCUUUCGAAGCUUAAGGCUCGGCCUCUCCUCGCCGACCCAGAGAUUCAGAGUCUAGAUGGGCUGGAGGUUGAAGUUCUUGGCCGCUGGGUAGCUCCAGAUGUGAAGAAUUUCACUCCCUGGGUCAAGCUCAGCGAACUAAGCAGAGUCGAGGGUGUGGAAUCAACCAAGGAAUGGUCCCUCCAAGCUUUCACGAAAUUCUCUGAAGGCUGCCAAAAGAGCCUCGCCCAAAGCACCGACUUCUCCGAGCUUCUCUCGCUCCGUGCGGAGACUGUGGAAUUAUGGCUAUCAUCCUGGGGCUCAACCAUCAUUCACAGCUCCGUGGAUGUCCUCGGGAGUCUUCGAAAUAUCUUCAAUAACCAGCUUUCCAGAAUCCUGAAUAUGAAAGCGCAAAGUCUAGGCGACGUCGGUACUCAAGUUUCGUCUAUAAUAUCAAACUGGGAGAAGACCGACCACAACUCCGUCGGAUCUCUGUGGGAUGCCGAUCUCAUUACUGCAGAAUACUCGAACGGUGCACAGGCAUUCAAACAAACCGUUGCCGACAGAUUAUUGGGUCGUGACGAAGAUAUCUCUACCGUCCUUACGAAGUAUGAAUCAUGGCUAGCGUCAAUCCAAGAAGUCAACGAAUUCAUUGAUUCUCUACGCCGCACCCGGUGGACUGACAUUCUCCUCGGAGGUGAAGUGGAAGAUGGAGAUAUCGACAUCACACCUCGACUCAACGAAGAUGAUCCCCGAUACCUAUCCGAAUCUCUCCACUCUGCCGUCCGCGACGCAUUCACCAGUCUCCAGGCAUCAUUUAACAGCGCCUUCAAGUCAUUCGACUCCUUGCAUUCAAGCGAAAAGGCCACUUUCCUACUAAGGCUAAUAAGACUCGUCCGGCGAGAUAUUCCCGCAGGCUUUGUAUCUGGAGACUUUGUCUUCUCUAGCGAAAUCGUCCCUGAUCUGCAGAAGUUGCUUGCAACAGAAGUAGUGGCAAAGGCUGGAUCCCUAUCCUUGAUCCCGUUACCGAAGACGAACCCCCAGACUGGAAAGAUUAAGACCGUCCCCGGUAGAUCACUCUGGGAAGGCGAGCCUGCCAUACCGGUUCAGCCCUCGGCUUCAAGCUUCAAGCUCCUGCGUCGUCUCACUUCCUCAAUGGAUAUCUGCGGAUUGGACCUAUGGGAUCCGUCCACUAUGCAGGCGUUGAAGCUGGAAUUGAAAAUGAGACUUGAGGCGGCUAUCUCGUCUGCUUUAGAUGAUCUCGAUAGCGAAGAUGUCCCUAGAAAAGCUAAGGUCAAGGAUGGCCACUCCACUGCCAACGGAGAUAAGGACAAGGAAGAUAAGACCACGGAGAAAUCAGAGACCCCAGGCCCAGGUCCAGAUCAAGCCGAGGCCCUGCGCGAUUGGAAGGUUCAGCUCUUCUUUGACUCUCUGUAUCUGUCUCAGAUGCUCGGCGAGCGGAACCAGCUGUCCGGUGCCAUCGAGCGCGCUCAGAAGAGCUCUGGUGCCAACGCGGAGACUGUUAAGACUAUCAAGAGGCUUGCAACUGAGUAUUGGACUCGGACAGAGCUGCUGUUUGGUCUCCUGGCAGGACACUGA
Molecule: messenger RNA, 2355 nt
Organism: Penicillium griseofulvum
Lineage: Eukaryota; Fungi; Ascomycota; Eurotiomycetes; Eurotiales; Aspergillaceae
Product: COG1/VPS51 family protein
Exons: 3
Coding region: 1-2355 (784 amino acids)
Biological process (GO): intra-Golgi vesicle-mediated transport
Cellular component (GO): COG complex; Golgi apparatus
Source: RefSeq, a predicted model, not a curated record